Sardina pilchardus (European sardine) is the source of this 1251-nucleotide messenger RNA. RefSeq names its product claudin-4-like. Gene Ontology annotation, biological process: cell adhesion; bicellular tight junction assembly. The transcript has 2 exons. Lineage: Eukaryota; Metazoa; Chordata; Actinopteri; Clupeiformes; Clupeidae. Gene Ontology annotation, molecular function: structural molecule activity. The coding region runs from base 133 to 1251 and encodes 372 amino acids. The record is from RefSeq and is a predicted model, not a curated record. Gene Ontology annotation, cellular component: bicellular tight junction; plasma membrane.
CUUACACUUGUGUGCAACGGUCGACACAGAGGGAGAGACAAAGGCAGCAGCUUUCUCACACACACACACACACACAUAGCAACAUCUCAAGGAUAUUUCUUUUUAACAGAAGGCUGAUACGCAGUGAGUAAAAUGGUGUCUGCCGGGAUUCAGAUGCUGGGUGCCGCGUUGGGCAUCUUCGGCUGGAUCGGCGCCAUCGUGGUGUGCGCCCUGCCCAUGUGGAAAGUCACCGCGUUCAUCGGCAGCAACAUUGUCACGUCGCAGACCAGUUGGGAGGGCAUCUGGAUGAACUGCGUGGUGCAGAGCACGGGCCAGAUGCAGUGCAAGGUGUACGACUCCAUGCUGGCGCUGCCCCAGGACCUGCAGGCGGCGCGUGCCCUCUGCAUCGUCUCCAUCAUCGUGGGCAUCUUCGGCAUCCUGCUGUCGGUGGCCGGCGGCAAGUGCACCAACUGCGUGGAGGACGAGCGGGCCAAGGCCAAGGUGGGCAUCGCCGCCGGCGUGGUCUUCAUCAUCGCCGGGAUCCUGACCCUGGUGCCUGUGUGCUGGUCGGCCCACACCAUCAUCCAGGACUUCUACAACCCGCUGGUGAACCAGACCCAGCAGGAAACCAACGUUACCAUGGCGUCACAGGGGCUCCAGAUCCUAGGCGUGAUGCUGGCCAUGAUCGGCUGGCUGGGCAGCAUCAUCACCUGCGCGCUGCCCAUGUGGCGCGUGACGGCCUUCGUGGGGGCCAACAUCGUGACGGCGCAGGUCAUCUGGGAGGGCCUGUGGAUGACCUGCGUGGUGCAGAGCACCGGCCAGAUGCAGUGCAAGGUCUACGACUCCAUGCUGGCGCUGAGCUCGGACCUGCAGGCGGCGCGCGCCAUGCUCAUCAUCUCCAUCAUCGUGGGCAUCUUCGGCGUGCUCAUGGCCGUGGUGGGCGGCAAGUGCACCAACUGCCUGGAGGACGAGAGCGCCAAGGCCAAGGCCUGCAUCGUGGCCGGGGUGGUGUUCAUCAUGGCCGCCGUGCUGGUGCUGGUGCCGGUGUCCUGGUCGGCCCACACGCUCAUCCGGGACUUCUACAACCCGUUGGUGAUGGCGGCGCAGCGGAGAGAGCUGGGCGCCGCGCUCUACAUCGGCUGGGGCACCGCGGGGCUGCUGCUGCUCGGAGGGGGGCUGCUCUGCUGGAACUGCCCACCCAGAGACCGCCAGGCCUACGGAGGGGCGCAGUACGCCCCCGCCCGCUCCAAAGCCUCUGGGGACUACGUGUGA